Molecule: messenger RNA, 963 nt
Organism: Penicillium antarcticum
Lineage: Eukaryota; Fungi; Ascomycota; Eurotiomycetes; Eurotiales; Aspergillaceae
Product: ketopantoate reductase family protein
Exons: 5
Coding region: 1-963 (320 amino acids)
Biological process (GO): pantothenate biosynthetic process
Cellular component (GO): cytoplasm
Molecular function (GO): 2-dehydropantoate 2-reductase activity
Source: RefSeq, a predicted model, not a curated record
AUGUCAGACCAAAUUGAUGUUCUUCUCUACGGGCUUGGAGCAAUCGGCUCUUUCUAUGCCUUCAUCCUCAGUCAGUCCGACCGGGUUCGCCUGACAGUCCUGGCUCGUUCCAACUAUGAAGCUGUGAAGACAAAUGGUAUCACUAUCAAUAGCGAGAACCAUGGCCAGCAUACUUUCCAUCCCCACCGAGUGGUGACAUCUGUUGCUGAAGUUCCCGCCGUGGAUUACAUUGUGUGCGCGCACAAGGCCAUUGACCAGGACAAGGUGGUCGGUCAAUUGCAGCCAGCAGUUGAUCCCAAACGAACCACGAUCGUGGUUAUACAGAAUGGCGUAGGAAAUGAGGAGCCAUUCCGAAAGAAGUUCCCCAAUAACAGCAUCAUAACCUGUGUGACAUGGGUAGGCGCUACGCAAAUAAGUCCGGGCAUUGUGAAGCACACCAAAUCCGAGGAUAUGCAGAUUGGCCUUUUCCCCAACCCAACAGUCAAUGGCCAAAUCGAAAAAACACGGCUCGAGACAUUUGCCGAUCUCCUCCGAAAUGGAAAGACCCGAUUCCAGGUGCUUGAAGAUAUGCAAGUCCAGCGAUGGGAAAAGGUCGUCUGGAAUAUCGCAUGGAACUCGCUGACUACUCUCACUAUGGUAGACACUCAGACUUGGCUGCACUCCUCCGAAGACGCGACACCAUUCACACGCCAAUUGAUGCAGGAGGCUAUUAACAUUGCGCGUGCUUGCGGCGUGCCACUGCAGGAUGAGCUGAUUGACGAAUUGAUGGCCAAGAUCAAUGCCAUGCCUGGUAUCGGAAGCAGCAUGCAAACCGAUUGCAAAUGCGGACGCCCAAUGGAGAUUGAUGUCAUCUUGGGCUUCCCGGUGCGCAAAGCUCGAGAGUUGGGUAUCCAAGCUCCGUACGUGGAGGCUCUAUAUGUUCUCCUUCGGGCAGUUGAUGGCCGACUUAGAGCUGCGCUGUAA